Molecule: messenger RNA, 152 nt
Organism: Racocetra fulgida
Lineage: Eukaryota; Fungi; Glomeromycota; Glomeromycetes; Diversisporales; Gigasporaceae
Source: the annotation of a GenBank genome assembly
AUGCGUUUUAUAACACAGGAGAGAAGAAAUCCUGGAUCAACAAAUGUGAAAAAAUUUAAUGUUGAGAAAAGUAAAGAAGAAUUGAAGAAAAAAUACAAAGAGAAAUUAGAACAUAUUAAACUUUAUGAAUCUGAUUGGAUAAUUAUUGCCAC